This is a messenger RNA of Henningerozyma blattae CBS 6284, 3741 nucleotides long. RefSeq names its product Sip3p (gene SIP3). Gene Ontology annotation, molecular function: protein binding. The record is from RefSeq and is a predicted model, not a curated record. The coding region runs from base 1 to 3741 and encodes 1246 amino acids. The transcript has a single exon. Lineage: Eukaryota; Fungi; Ascomycota; Saccharomycetes; Saccharomycetales; Saccharomycetaceae. Gene Ontology annotation, cellular component: endoplasmic reticulum; plasma membrane; cytoplasm.
AUGUCACAACGACAAUCGGCAGGGUUAAAAGAUAUAAAACAACUGAAGCUUAUCUCCGUGGCGUUUAAGGAAGCAUCUCUAGAUUCACCAUCUUUUAGAGCUUCAGUAAAUUAUUUUCAAACUAAAGUAGAAGCAUUUGAGAGCUGGAUCGAACGAACAGUGAAUUUUGUUGAUAAUCAGUUUGCUGAUUCAUAUGAUGAGUUUAGACGCACAAAGGAAGCCCUUAUAAAUCAGCUGCUUCCUUCUCCUGUUAUGCUGAGCAACGGCUUUGUUAGUAACCAAGGGUUCACUCCUUUAUUGGUGGAUAAUUUCAAUAAGGAUUACCGUCAAUUUGUUGAGAAAUUAUUAUGCAUGCUACUGGGGGAUGGAUCUAGCUACUCGGCAUCAUUAUUGGAAUUAAUGACAGGAGCUAUUGAACCAUAUAAACAAAAGAGAAUGAAUUUUGACUAUUAUCAGACCAAAUAUGAUACUCUAGUAGGUAGGUUCCAUUCAGUAGUUCCAACUUCAAAUAUCACUAUUGAUCCAAAGAGCCUUUAUGAAGAUGCUACACAAUUAUUUGAAGUCAGGAAAAGUUAUUUGCAAGCUUCAUUGGAUUUGGUAGCGGCUAUGUCGGUGAUGGAAUUAAGUAUGGAUAAGUUUUUAAUUGAAAUUAUUGGAGUAUUGAAAUCUAAAAACAAGUUUGAUGUUGCUGAAAAUGGCACCAUUAUUGAUUUAACUCCACAGAUAGAUUCAUAUCUUGUAGAUCAUCAAAAAUGGGUCAAAAAAGCUAUUGAAAGCGCUAGAACUUUAGAAUCGGAUAUGGAACGUGCAAAGGCUCGUAUUAUUGAGUAUAGUGUUAAAAAGAUGGCACCAAGUAAUGAUAUUAAAGAUUAUAAUACAAAAGAAAUUGAUCCAAAAAAAUUAAUUAAAAGGGUACCCAAGCAAUAUGCCCAUCCACCAGAAAAGGCAGGAUGGUUAUAUAUGAAGACUAAUGUGGGGAGACCUAGUAGAGAAAUUUGGGUGAGAAGAUGGUGUUUUGUUCAAAACUCUGUGUUUGGGAUGUUUCUGUUAUCACCUUCAAAGACAUAUGUCGAAGAAACUGGCAAAUUUGGAGUAUCUUUGAUAUCUGUUAGAUAUUUACAGUUUGAUGAUCGUUGUUUUACAUUUGAAGUCAAAAUUGAAGCUUCAAAGGCAACUAAUGAUUCAAGGAAUAAUAAAACUGAAGAUAUUUCUAUUAUAUUACAAGCUGAAGAUUUGCAUGAAUUGACAUCUUGGUUAUCAAUAUUUAGUCAUUCAAAGGCUUACCUUUCUACAUUGAAUAAAAAUAGUUUUGAAUUUAAGACGUCCUCAAGAGUCUUUGCGCCUGAAUUUUCUGAAUUCGCCUCUAGUACAAUUACUUCUGUUGAUCAAAUUUUAAGUGUACCAGAUUCUGAAACUAAACAGUUAUUAAGUUAUUUGAAAAGUGGGUUAUUAGAGAAAGAUGAUAUCGACAUAGACGAUGAGAAAAUUACUAAAUUGCAUAUGGCAGUCACGCCAUUAACCACAAAGAUGACUCAACCUGCAGUAUUGUCACAUUUGUAUGUUAAAAAUACUUGGUUGCCAAGUGCAGUAGUUGCGAAUAUUUGGGGUACUACCAAUUGGAACGAUUAUUCUUUAAUUGAAGAUUAUCAAAAGACUCCAGAUAAUGUUCUUUCUAAAGAAAUUACUACUUAUAAAAACCCAACUGCAUUACAUUAUCCAUCAUAUUAUUCUCCGAAUUUGAAAUUGGAAGAUAUUCAGUUUAAAAGUAUAUUUUUUUCUAUUGAUCAAGUUCUAUUAACAUUGCCUAAUGAAUUAUUAUUGUUAAAAUUUACAGGGUUUUGGAGACCAAAUAGAAAACAAGAAUUUUCUGCCACAUAUUAUGUAACGAAUGAACAUAUUUUUGGUUAUUUAAAUUUUAUGGGUUUUGUAUCGUUAACUAAAAUGAAACUAAGUGAUAUUGUUUCAAUAGAAAUUGAUAAAACUUCUCAGAAUACUUUGAAAAUUUAUGAUGUUACUGGUUCACAUUUAAGUAUUGAUGUUUAUUUCUCAGAUAUAAGAGUCACUGCUGCAAGUUUGCAAUUUUUAUUAGAAAAUAAAGCUGCUAAGGAACCUAAAAAGGAGGAAGAUUUAUUGGAAAAAUUAAAACAAAUUGAAAUUCAAUUUAAAGAGAAGACUAAGAAAGAAAUUUUAAAACGCAAUCAAACACUAGUAACAGCUAACACAAAUGAAAUUAUUGAAGCAGAAAAUCUUCCAUUAUCGCACAAUACUUUUUGGAGAAUUAGUGAUAAUGGUGCCAAAUUAUUGGCAAGACGAAAAAGAUUUCAAAUGAAAUAUUCUGUCACAUAUACAGCUGAUUAUGAUAUUGCGAGUAAGGCAUUAACUCAUGUAUUGUUUGGUGAUCAAUCUGAUGCUUUCCCAUUCUGUUUCCUAUUGGCUCAAAAAGAUAGUAAGUAUAAUAUGAAUUGGUAUUGGAAGGAAGAAAAAUCAGAAGAUGGUGCGAUUCAAAUGGUUAGACGAGUUCAUUUUCAAAUUAAUCUAAUUGAUAAUUUCUUAGAAAAUAAUAAAAGAGGCCGUACUACCGAAUCAAGUGAAGCUGUUGUAAUUCAAAGAAUGACCAAAGUUGUCGAAAAUAGAUACUACGAAAUUGAUCAAGAUCCCUCUUUAAUUAAAUUUCCAUUCUGUAGGCCAUUACAAGUUAAAGUUAAAUACAUAAUAACAGAGCCUUACGAUCCAGAGCAUGAAGUGGCAAGCAAGUUACGUAUGGCCACCAACAGAUCACAGUUGCAUAUCCUCUAUAGAUUCCAAUAUGUUCAUUUUAAAUCAGGUAAACCUGUCAAGUUUGUUACACCAUGGGAAAAAUUCAUGAAAAAUUUAGUUCUUAAAUAUUCAGUUAAUGAAUUUAUACUUUUCAAAAAAGUCAUCAAAUAUUAUUUGGAGAGAAUUGGUAAGCAUGGUAAAAUUUUAAAAGCUAUAAAGAUGUGCGGUAUGUUGGGUGUUUCAAAUAACUCUAUAUUGGAAGGAAGUAAAGAAGAAUCAGAAGAAAAUUCUAAAGAUAAAGAUGAUGGUAAGAAUAGAAGUAAAAAUAGGAGCAAGAAAUAUGACAUUCAAUAUUCGAUUUAUACUUUUAUGAUAAUAAUGAUGGAAUUGACCCUUUAUAGGUUUGUUAACUUAAUUUUAAUCCUUGUAAGAUUGAUGGUAAACUUUUUUUCAUUACUUGGUAAAGGCAUUGCCAAUAUCAAUAUAACUUUAGUUGUAGGUCUAUUAGUAUCUAUCCUGGUUAAUAUGUUUUUGUCUGGUAAAAGUAGUGUUUCAUAUUGGUCAGUAAAAAGAGCUGAAAAGAUAUUCGAAGAUCAUUUGUCGGGGAAAGAUAUGCACAUCAUGCAACGUGCCAUUUCAAUAGAUGAAAUCGAUUUAUUAACUAAAGAAGUGGCAUUAGAAGAUAAUAAUUUAGCAUUUGAAAAAUUCAAGCAAAGAGAUUCGGAUAAGGAUUAUCAAUAUAGAGACACAAGACAAGAGUUAGCAAUUAGAAGAAACGAAUUAUUAGUAGAGUUGAAAAUUUUACAGAAUAUGGAAAGGGAAUUGGUACAUGGGGAUUAUAGGAAAUUUUUGUUGCAAGAAAUUGAUAAAUGUAAUGUUAUAAGUCAGGAGAUGACAGGCUUAUGGUUGAAUGACACUAAGUUACAGAAAUAUUGUAUUAAUUGUAAUGAUGAGUUAGACCGUUUGAGCUCCUUAUUACUGUGA